Molecule: messenger RNA, 1127 nt
Organism: Bombus impatiens (common eastern bumble bee)
Lineage: Eukaryota; Metazoa; Arthropoda; Insecta; Hymenoptera; Apidae
Gene: THG
Product: probable tRNA(His) guanylyltransferase
Exons: 3
Coding region: 1-1074 (357 amino acids)
Biological process (GO): tRNA modification
Molecular function (GO): tRNA guanylyltransferase activity; magnesium ion binding
Source: RefSeq, a predicted model, not a curated record
AUGUUGUAUUUUCUGACAACAGGAAGCAACUUCCUGAAAAUCAUUAGCUUGGUCAAACAAGUGGUCAAUAGCCGGCACAUAAGUUUGACGAGAAUGGCUAAAAGUAAAUUUGAAUAUGUGAAAGAAUUUGAACGUGAUGACAGUUGUUUGCCAAAUUGUUGGAUUGUGGUUAGAAUUGAUGGAAGGAAUUUUUCAAAAUUCUGUGAAGCGCAUCAAUUUACUAAACCGAAUGAUGUAGCUGCUUUGCAAUUAAUGAAUCGCGCGGCUAUUACGGUUAUGGAAGAUUUUAAAGAAAUCAUUCUAGGUUUUGGUCAAAGUGAUGAAUAUUCUUUUGUCUUUCGAAAAGACACUGAACUUUACAAACGAAGAGCUUCAAAAUUGAUGACAAAUGUGAAUUCUCUUUUUGCAUCAUCGUAUGUUUAUCAUUGGCCACGUUUCUUCCAAGGCAAGGAAUUAUAUUAUCCACCAUCUUUCGAUGCCCGUGUUGUAUUAUAUCCUACAGAUAAAAACUUAAGGGAUUAUUUAGCAUGGCGACAGGCUGAUGCUCAUGUAAACAAUUUAUAUAACACCUGCUUUUGGAAUCUUGUAUUAAAAGGAAAGCUAACUCCAACUCAGGCAGAAGGAAAACUUAGAGGUACAUUGGCAUCACAUAAGAACGAAUUACUUUUUCAAGAAUUUGGUAUAAAUUAUAAUAAUGAGCCACCACUUUUUCGAAAGGGUACUACACUUAUAAGGAAAUUAAUACCUGAUGGGACAGGUAGAUUAAAACCUGCAGUGGUUCCAUUGGUAGAUGAUAUUAUUGGAGACCGUUUCUGGAAAGAAAACCCGGAAGUACUCGGGUUAAAAAGUUUAGCAACUUAUCAACCUCCAAAUUUAGUAAAUAAUGUUAAUUCAAAUCCAAUUAGAACAACAAAACCACCAUCUCCAACCACGAACAUGAAACAUAUUAAUAACACUCCACCACCUCCAGUUGCUAAUGUGAAUUCUAUGAAAGAAGAAGUGCAUCCAGCAAGAAGCCGAGAAUCAGAUGGAGAAAGAAUGCAGUGUGAAAGUGAACGAAUUUGUAGAAGAUAAGAAGUGUUUUAUAUUUUUUUUAUAAUAAAUUUGAAAAACAUCCUAACGGAAAA